This is a messenger RNA of Zychaea mexicana, 2302 nucleotides long. RefSeq names its product armadillo-type protein. The coding region runs from base 33 to 2273 and encodes 746 amino acids. The record is from RefSeq and is a predicted model, not a curated record. Gene Ontology annotation, molecular function: protein binding. The transcript has 4 exons. NCBI's taxonomy places the organism in Eukaryota, Fungi, Mucoromycota, Mucoromycetes, Mucorales, Lichtheimiaceae.
CUCCCUGCUUUUCUUUUUUGUUCAUAACGAUCAUGUCAGACGAUUCGAUGAAGGAACUCGAAGAGCAGUUGAACGCGUUCAAGUCUGAUUUGGAAAAGAAUCAAAACGAUGACGAGAAAGUGGCGAGCGUCCUGCUAAAACGCGCAGUAAUAUACGAGAAGCUCAACAAAUUUGAUCAAGCGCGGGCCGACAUUCAAACUGUACUACAGCGUAACCCUUCAAACGAAGCAGCUAAAAAACAAGCACAAGAACUGUAUACACGCACAUCAACAGCAGCGGCAAUUACAGCAACAGAGACGUCGCAGUCAACUAAAGAAAACAAUGAAGCCGAUCCACUCACCGCUCGGUUCCAACAGUACCUUCAACGCAUAUCCAGCAAUAAUCUAACGGAAAUCCGUUCCUUCAUCCAAACUAAUGACUUUGUUGACGUUUUGUUCGCAUGCGGCACACCCGAGGCAUCAACACAGGCCAAAGCAACAGCUUACAUGAUCCUCACCAAACUCUUCAACCCACCACCCGAGAUUCAAAAGGACUAUCCAAUCCAGCAGAUUAUUGAGCUCUGCGCUCGCUAUUUUUCGCGCAGCGUUGAUUCUGGAAAGAAUGCCGAGAAAUUACUGGCGUAUCGCACAUUGUUGGCAGUUUUUGAAACCAGUAUGACCAUAGGUGCUGCUAUUCUGAGCCAGGAAGGCACGGUUGAGGAAAUGAUGGAUACGAUUGAUUUUGAGAUACCCGAAGUCCAGCAAGCCAUGGCGGACAUACUGGCGAUUGCUUCAUCCGACAAGUCCUGCCAAAAAGUAAUUGUCAAACAUGGCAGUGAAUGGCUUGCCAAUACGGCAUCCAGAGCUAAAGACGAAAAGUUAAAAGCGACAGCACGAACAACAUUGACAAAGCUCCAGGCACAGCAGCAAUACGGACAGCAGGACGAAAAUAACGAUGGCGGCGACAAGACAACGGACUUCUUGCAAGAAGCUAUGAGCAAAGUGAACCUUGACAGCACCGAUUUGACAGAUACCCUGAUGGCAGCGAUCAAAAGUUACAAGACACAAGAUGAUUCUGUUGUGCUGAAUGCAGUAGAAGGACUUGCCUAUUCCACAUUACAAGGAAGUGUCAAGGAAGCUGUCGCUAAUGAUCCAGUACUGCUCAAAGCCUUGGUGGCAGUGGCUAUUAAUACAGCUGGUGCAAAUAGCAACCCGCUACUGUUUGGCAUCGGCACUAUUUUCAAAAACAUUACGACAUACAAGCCCGUUCUUGACGAGCAGCAAAAACAAAUCAAACGGUUACGCGAAAUGGCCAACGCCAAAAGUAAAGGAAAACCGGUACAGCCUGAACAAGAAGACGCAACCGAGGAUGAUUCGGCAGUGGAUGACCGUGUACGCGCAGCAGUAGACAAUGGUGCUGCUUUGGCGCUCCUUGUGCUAUCUAAAAACACCAGCGACAACCUGAAGGCUGUAGCCGCACAGACAUAUCUCAACCUCGUUACACCACAGACCACGCGCGGUAAGCUCCUUCAGCAAGGUAUUAUCAAAGGCUUGUUACCAUUAGCGCAGCAAAAGAAAGACGCAGCAUGCUAUCUGGUGAGCGCACAAGCACUUGCUAAGCUCGCCAUCACAUCGGACCCACGUAUCGCAUUUGGCGUGCAGACAUCCCACGAGCUCGUCGCUCCAUUUCUGGCGUUAUGCAAAGACAGCACACAACUGCGUCAAUUUGAAGGUUUAAUGUCGCUCACCAACCUUGCCUCAGUGGACGACCAAAUACGGCAACGAAUCUAUAUUGAUGGCGGCAUGUCAGCAUUUGAGAACCUACAGCUUUCCAAUAAUGACAUGGUACAGCGAGCAGCAACAGAAAUGAUUUGCAACAUGACAUUCUGCGACCCAGUAUUUGAAACUUACAGCACCAGUUCAAAUCGAUUAAGACUGUUGAUGGUUUUAUCCGACCAUGAAGAUCCAGCAACUCGACGAGCUUCAUCAGGUGCCCUGGCUAUUUUGGCAAACAGCAAAGAGGCAUGCGAUCGGAUUAUCAAGGUCGAUAAGGCAUAUGAGCGGAUCACUCGACUGCUAUCUGGCGAUGAAGAAGUUGAUAUCCAGCACCGUGGCAUUGAAGUGGUGCGAUGCGUGGUUGGGAACGAAGGCAAAGAAGCUGCCGAGGGAUUCGCUAAAGAACAAGCACAUGUUAGGUUGGCAGAAAUUGUCAUGAAAUGCCAAGUCAAUGUGGUCCGGACAGCUGCUAUGGAAGUGCUCAAGAUGUUUGUAGCAAAUGGUGUCCAAAUAAAAUAAUAGAAUUCGGUCAUUUUUGUGUGCUGGAU